CCUUCGCCCGAACCCAGGGGCGGGAGAGGACCGCCGCCGCCGCCUCCUCCUCCUGCCCGCGGCGGCCGGAACCCAGGUUAUCCUGAAUAACACAUGUCUGUAACUGUCUUGCCUGUGGGCAGCAUUAGGAGUUGUUCCUUGCUGCCUGAACACUAUCAGAAUUGCUGUAGGAAUUUUCGACUCAAUUGAUUCAAAAGAAAAAAACGGUAACAAAUGGACAAUAUGUCUAUUACUAAUACACCCACAAGUAAUGAUGCCUGUCUGAGCAUUGUUCAUAGUUUGAUGUGCCAUAGACAAGGUGGAGAAAGUGAAACAUUUGCAAAAAGAGCAAUUGAAAGUUUGGUAAAGAAACUGAAGGAGAAGAAGGAUGAAUUGGAUUCUUUAAUAACAGCUAUAACUACAAAUGGCGCCCAUCCCAGCAAAUGUGUCACAAUACAAAGGACAUUAGAUGGCAGGCUUCAGGUGGCUGGUCGGAAAGGUUUCCCUCAUGUGAUAUAUGCUCGUCUCUGGAGGUGGCCUGAUCUCCACAAAAAUGAACUUAAACAUGUGAAAUACUGUCAAUAUGCUUUCGACCUAAAAUGUGAUAGUGUCUGUGUGAAUCCGUAUCAUUAUGAACGAGUUGUAUCACCUGGCAUUGAUCUCUCAGGAUUGACACUGCAAAGUUCUGCUCCAUCAAGUAUGUUGGUGAAGGACGAAUAUGUUCCUGACUUUGAGGGACAGCCAUCAUUGUCCACUGAAGGACAUUCAAUUCAGACCAUACAGCAUCCACCGAGUAACCGUGCAUCUUCAGAGACAUACCCAGCCAUGUUAGCUCCGUCUGAGUCUAACACUACCAGCACCACUAACUUUCCCAACAUUCCUGUGGCUUCCACAAGUCAGCCUACCAGUAUAUUGACAGGCAGCCAUAGUGAUGGACUUUUGCAGAUACCUGCAGGACCUCAGCCAGGACAACAGCAGAAUGGAUUUACUGCUCAGCCAGCUACUUAUCAUCAUAACAGUACUACCACCUGGACUGGAAGUAGAACUGCAGCAUAUACGCCCAAUAUACCUCACCACCAAAAUGGUCAUCUUCAGCAUCAUCCGCCUAUGCCACCCCAUCCUGGACAUUACUGGCCAGUUCACAAUGAGAUUGCAUUCCAGCCUCCCAUUUCCAAUCAUCCUGCUCCUGAAUAUUGGUGUUCAAUUGCUUACUUUGAAAUGGAUGUUCAGGUAGGAGAGACAUUUAAAGUUCCUUCAAGCUGCCCAAUUGUUACUGUCGAUGGAUAUGUGGACCCAUCUGGAGGAGACCGCUUUUGCUUGGGUCAACUCUCCAACGUUCAUAGAACUGAAGCCAUUGAGAGAGCAAGGUUGCACAUAGGCAAGGGUGUGCAGUUGGAAUGUAAAGGUGAAGGCGAUGUUUGGGUAAGGUGCCUCAGUGAUCAUGCAGUGUUUGUGCAGAGUUACUACUUAGACAGAGAGGCUGGGCGAGCACCAGGAGAUGCUGUUCAUAAGAUUUAUCCAAGUGCAUACAUAAAGGUAUUUGAUUUACGCCAGUGCCAUCGUCAGAUGCAACAACAGGCUGCCACUGCACAAGCUGCAGCAGCUGCCCAGGCCGCAGCAGUAGCAGGAAAUAUCCCUGGACCAGGAUCAGUAGGUGGAAUAGCCCCUGCUAUCAGUCUGUCAGCUGCUGCUGGGAUUGGCGUGGAUGACCUGCGCCGCCUUUGCAUACUCAGGAUGAGUUUUGUAAAAGGUUGGGGCCCUGAUUACCCGAGGCAGAGCAUCAAAGAAACACCAUGCUGGAUUGAGAUUCAUUUACACCGUGCCCUCCAACUCCUAGAUGAAGUACUUCAUACCAUGCCUAUCGCAGACCCACAGCCAUUAGACUGAAGUCUCUCUGCUGUGGCUGUGUGUCAGGAUGGUGGACUGUAAAAUACAAUCCUGUUUAUAACCUGAAGAUAUAUUUUACUUUUGUUCUGCUUAAUCUUUUCAUAAAAGGUUGGAAAAUGUGUUUGCUGCCUUGCUCCUAGCAGACGGAAACUGGAUUUAAUACGUUUUCCCCCAUUUAGAAAUUGGUUUUCAGGUAUGAGACGUGACUCAGCGUGAAAUGGGGAAAACAUAUCCAGAUGAAGUCCUCACUAGCUAUAUAUGAAGGAAUCAUUCCAGUGCUGAAAAAUGUAACCGUUAGCCUUUUGUGUGCAAAAACCUAUAUAAUCUAUAGAUGUUAUUCUGCAGAAUAAAUCCAACAUUGCUAAUGUUUAAAUGCAGAGAAAGUUCUUGAAGAUCAUUUCACCUCUAUCUCAUACUGUAUGUGAGUGGUUACUGUUAAGCAUAUAUCUUAAAAAUACUGUACCAUGUAGGUGAGUUAAUAUUAUUAAGAGCAACUCAACUCUGCAUUUAAGGAGGUUCAGUCACAAAAAUUUCGUGUAACCUCUUCCCACAAUAAUUUCUUUGAAUCUUGAACAAGUGAAGACAAAAUCUUAAUUCAUAUUGUAACUUGCAGCUUCAAUUUUACAUUUGCUAAGGCUAAUAUGUAUGUACGUGUUUGAAAAUUCCUUAUUGCUAGGCAGAAAAAAAACUCGUUUUAAAUUACAUUUUGCUCCCUGUCUGAUAACUGUGAUUGAGAAGAGGUAUUUCUCUGCCCUGUUGAAGAAUAGUAGUUUUAUCUUUCUAAAUUUCUGGGCAUUGGGUCUGGUUACUAAAAGGCCUGGGACAGGAAUUGCUUUCCUUCAUUAAUUCAUAGGGAAAACUUUUGUAUAUUUUAAAACACUAAAAGGAGUAUUAUCACUCCACUUAACUAUCACACUGUUCUGCAACGCUGAUGAUACUUAAACUAAAUAAUGAAUAACUAGUAUUUUGGAAACGGCUAAAAUCCGUAUUAAAUACCGUGCAGAAUAACGGAAACAUUACAAUUGUUCAUAAUGGGUAGUUUAACUAUUUUUGUACUUGAUUUGAUGUGUGAUUUUUCGUAUACAGUUUAAAUCAUGUAUGUUAUGACAUUGUUUGAAAUUCAGUUUUUGUAUCUUGGGGCAAGACUGCAAACUUGUUUUUUAUACCUUUUGGUUAUUCUAAGCCCUAUGCCAUCAAUGCCCAUAUCAAUUGGCAAUGACUUUGUAUAAAGAAUUUAAGUAGGAAAAAAUUGCAAUUGUAUUGACUGUACAACAGACACAAUAUGUAUGCUUUUUAUCUAGCUAGUAGUACAAAUAAAACUGAAAAUCUCA
Molecule: messenger RNA, 3197 nt
Organism: Gracilinanus agilis (Agile Gracile Mouse Opossum)
Lineage: Eukaryota; Metazoa; Chordata; Mammalia; Didelphimorphia; Didelphidae
Gene: SMAD4
Product: SMAD family member 4
Exons: 12
Coding region: 214-1866 (550 amino acids)
Biological process (GO): BMP signaling pathway; regulation of transcription by RNA polymerase II; cell differentiation
Cellular component (GO): heteromeric SMAD protein complex
Molecular function (GO): DNA-binding transcription factor activity, RNA polymerase II-specific; RNA polymerase II cis-regulatory region sequence-specific DNA binding; I-SMAD binding
Source: RefSeq, a predicted model, not a curated record